CCUCUCCUCAGAGCUCUCCAGAAAGUUCUGCGAUGUGGAGCGGCUAUAAGAAGAAGCCAUCUUUCUCUCACCACCCUCAGAGUUACCCAAGCGACGGCAAGGACGGUAACUACCUCUGUCAAGUUCGUUAACCAUGGUUCACGAAACCGGCUUCUACGACCUCUUGGGUGUCUGCCCCAGUGCCUCACCGGAGGAAAUCAAAAAAGCCUACAGGAAGCUCGCACUGAAAUAUCACCCCGACAAGAACCCCAAUGAAGGAGAGAGGUUCAAGCUCAUAUCUCAAGCAUAUGAGGUUCUGUCGGAUCCAAAGAAGAGAGACUUGUAUGACCAAGGAGGAGAACAGGCAAUUAAGGAGGGAGGCAUGAGCGGUGGAACUUCACCAACAGACAUUUUCAACAUGUUCUUUGGAGGAGGAGGACGGAUGCAGAGAGAGAGAAAAGGAAAGAAUGUUGUCCAUCAACUUAGUGUUACACUGGAGGAGAUGUACAAUGGUACCACCAGGAAGCUUGGACUCCAGAAGAAUGUCAUUUGUGAAAAAUGUGAUGGUUACGGUGGUAAGAAAGGUGCCUUGGAGAAAUGUUCAAAUUGUAAAGGAAGAGGAGUACAGGUGAAGGUGCAACAGAUUGGGCCAGGCAUGAUUCAGCAGAUCCAAAGCAUGUGUUCAGACUGCCAGGGACAGGGCGAGAAAUUUAACUCAAAAGACCGCUGCAAGAACUGCAAUGGGCACAAAGUAGAACGCAAGAAGAAGAUUCUUGAAGUUCACAUUGACAAAGGUAUGAGAGAUGGUCAGAAAAUUACAUUCCACGGAGAAGGUGACCAGGAACCUGGACUGGAGCCUGGGGAUGUGAUCAUUGUGCUGGAUCAGAAGGAGCACCCCGUUUACCAGAGACAAGAUGAUAAUUUAAUUAUCCCAAAGAUGAACAUCAAACUUGUUGAGGCCCUGUGUGGUUUCAGGAAGACCAUUCAGACAUUAGACAACAGAACACUCGUCAUCAGCUCACAACCAGGUGAAGUAAUCAAGCACGGUGACAUCAAAUGUGUUCAGAAUGAGGGCAUGCCAAUUUACAGGGAUCCAUAUGAAAAGGGGCAGCUUAUUGUUCAGUUUGAGGUGGAGUUCCCAGAUAAACACUGGCUCCCAGAGCAUCUCAUGUUCCAGCUGGAAAGACUGCUUCCUCCCAGAGAAGAUGUGAUGAUUACUGAUGAGAUGGAGGAGGUCGAUCUCUGUGAGGUGGAUGUGCGAACGCAACAGAAAAACUACAGCAGGGAAGUUUAUGAGGAAGAUGAGGAGGGUCCCAGAGGUGGAGUGCAAUGUCAGACACAGUGAAUGUAGUCUAUGAUGCAAAUGUGUUGUAGAGCAUUUGGGUUUCUUUGUUGUGAUUGUUUUGGAUUUUUUCUAUAAGGUAAUGCACUGCAAAUUAGUCAGUUAAGUUUAAAGCAGUUGCCAAUGCUAUUUUUGUGCUGCUGUCCUGGAACACAAAUAUGCAGGUGGAGGACAACAUUUAACAUUUUAUCUGUGCUCCAAAAGUUAUCAAAAGUGUAUUUUGGUGUUUUUGUCUCAUGUUCUCUAUUUAAGAUAUAUCUUUUUUUUUUAUGUCUAUGUUUCUUAAGAAAUCAAUGGCACAAAUGAUUUCUUUUCAUUCAGAAGCUGAACGGACUACUUGUAUACUUUCUGUGAAGGUAAUCUCAGUCAUGACAAACAGUUUUGGUUAUUUCUCAAUAAAAGUCCCAGAAUGCUUCAA
Messenger RNA from Toxotes jaculatrix (banded archerfish), 1739 nucleotides. RefSeq names its product DnaJ heat shock protein family (Hsp40) member A (gene dnaja). Gene Ontology annotation, molecular function: Hsp70 protein binding; ATP binding. Gene Ontology annotation, cellular component: cytoplasm; cytosol. Lineage: Eukaryota; Metazoa; Chordata; Actinopteri; Toxotidae. The transcript is spliced from 8 exons. Gene Ontology annotation, biological process: response to heat; protein refolding. The coding region runs from base 134 to 1324 and encodes 396 amino acids. The record is from RefSeq and is a predicted model, not a curated record.